UUCAGACUAAAAUCCAAACUUUUAAUGCUUUAAAAAGACCAAAAUCUUUUAUUUCAAACGUUUUUUAUGGUUGAUUCCAAUCAGAAGCAGCAAAAUGUAGAUUUAAGCAUGAAUUAAAAUACAGUGGUGAUGGCCUAAUAAACUUAUUUAGCAUAAAAAUGCAAAACUUUUAACAUAAUUGGCAGCUUUUGCUCACUGAAUGUGUUCAUUUAUAACUGCAGUAUAUUAUUUAAUGCCUUAUUUCACUAAUUUGUAACAAACUAUACUUCUGUUAAUGAGUAUUUAAAACCUAACAAUAUGCAAAAACCUGAGGGUCACGACCCCUAUAGUGAAAUCCUCUGAUUUAAGCUGCUGUGGGAGAAGAAAUUAAAGAGCCGGUUAGCGGCUAGAAGAUCCGGCUCUUUCAGGAGCCAAAUGAAGCGGAUCUCGCGGAGAAGCUGGAAUUCCCAGCCGCUGCUGCGUCACGUACGUAGCCAAUCCAGAGGAACCUACGCAGGUUACGUAGAUCCGCAGUACGUGCCGAGGCGCCUGGUGUGUUUAGCAGCUUUGCUCCUCUGUAGUUUCGCGUUUUUCCUCUUUAUUUGAUGUUUUCCGGUUCUGGUUCUGGUUCGGAACCGAGUCGCCGCUUCGCUGCGCUCCGAGCUGCCGAGUUAAACCCGGGGAGCGGCUUCAGUAGGCGGCUCUCGGGCUGCGGAGAGCCCCGCUGCUAGCAGCCUUAGCUGGGUCAACCAGGCUAGCAGCCUUAGCUGGGUCAACCAGGCUAGCGGCUAACUGGUUAACCAGGCUAGCAGGCUAACUGGUCAACCAGGCUAGCAGCCUUAGCUGGGUCAACCAGGCUAGCGGCUAACUGGUCAACCAGGCUAGCGGCUAACUGGUCAACCAGGCUAGCGGCUAACUGGUUCACCAGCCGGUCACCAGCUGCCCUCCUCACCCCGGGCUGGACUCCUGGACCGGCCAUGUCCGCUCACUAACCGCAGCAGCAGCAGCUCCAGAACCCUCGGCUCGGCUCGGUUCGCCAUAAUCCGGCUUCAGGUCCCGGAAUGGCUCGCUGCCCGGCGGUGAACCUGCUGCGGUUCGGGACCAGGAGCGGCUUCCUGCGGCCUCUGCACGCCGCGGCGGGCGGCCGCUCCGCGGAACCGAGAGCCGGGUUCAAACCGGACCGGGUUGCCGUGGUUACCAAAACCACCCGGUAUGAGUUCGAGCAGCAGCGGUACCGGUACGCCGGGCUGUCUGAGGAGGACCUGAAGCAGCUGCUAGCCAUGAAGGGCUCCAGCUACAGCGGCCUGCUGCAGCGCCACAACAUCCACACCAGCAACGUGGAGCACGUCGUCCAGAGCCUGCAGAGCGCCGGCGUCGAGGUGCGGGUUGUGCGGAGAGGGGAGUACGACGAGGAGGUGGUCCGGUGGGCCGACGCCAUCGUCUCGGCUGGAGGUGACGGGACGAUGCUGCUGGUGGCCAGUAAGGUUCUGAACAAGGACAAGCCGGUUGUUGGGGUGAACACCGACCCAGACAGGUCAGAAGGUCACCUGUGUCUGCCGGUGCGCUACACCCACGCCUUCCCAGAGGCCCUGGAGCGGCUCUGCCGUGGUGAGUUCAGGUGGUUGUGGCGCCAGCGGCUCCGGCUGCACCUGGAGGGAACCGGGAUCAACCCGUCUCCAGUGGACCUGCAUGAGCAGCAGCUGAGCCUGGAGCAGCACAACCGGGCCCACCGGAUCAGCACCGUGGACCGGCAGCAGAGAGCCGGAGCGCUGCACCCGGCCUAUUCCAAGCCCAGCCUGCUGCCGGUGCGCAGCCUGAACGAGAUCUUCAUCGGGGAAUCUCUGUCCUCCAGGUACCGGCCCGGCCCGACCCGACCCGACCCGCCGGCCGGCCGCAUGGCGUCGUACUACGAGAUCUCGGUGGACGGCGGGCCCUGGGAGAAGCAGAAGAGCUCCGGGCUCAGCGUGUGCACCGGAACCGGGUCCAAGGCCUGGUCGUAUAACAUCAACAAACUGGCUGGACAGUCUGUGGAGGAGGUUCUGAGAAUCGGAGCGUCUCGGGCCAGAGUUGAACUCCCACUCAGCAGGGAGUUCCUGGAGAGAGUAACCGACGACUACAACGCGUCCCUGGUGUUCGCCCCGGACGAGCCCCGCCUCUUCUACAGCGUCAGGGAGCCAAUCAGCAACCGCGUGUUCUCCAGCAGCCGGCAGAGAGGCUUCGCCACCAAGGUGUGCGUCCGCUCGCGGUGCUGGGACGCCUGCAUGGUGGUGGACGGCGGCACGUCCUUCGAGUUCAACGACGGCGCCAUCGCCACGGUAACCGUGAGCGAGGAGGACCGGCUCCGGACCGUCCUGCUGGACCAGUGAGGCGGGUCGGCGGGCCUGUUGCCAUGGAGACGGGAUCAGGUUCCGACUCGCCAAGCCCAUAAUGAAGUUCUGAUCCAGAGCCGAGCGGAGCUGCUGCACCAUGUGACCGACCAGCUCUGCUCUGAUUGGCUCAAACCAAACGUCCAAUCAGAGGACAGAGAUCUAAAACCCAUAAACAACCUGGACCAGGUGACCCAGUAACCGAGGCAGACAUCCCAUAAUAAACCGCUGCCUCACAGA
Poecilia reticulata (guppy) is the source of this 2585-nucleotide messenger RNA. It is a transcript of the gene nadk2, whose product is annotated as NAD kinase 2, mitochondrial. Gene Ontology annotation, molecular function: NAD+ kinase activity. Lineage: Eukaryota; Metazoa; Chordata; Actinopteri; Cyprinodontiformes; Poeciliidae. Gene Ontology annotation, cellular component: mitochondrion. Gene Ontology annotation, biological process: NAD+ metabolic process; NADP+ biosynthetic process. The record is from RefSeq and is a predicted model, not a curated record.